GCUGAUGCUGUCUAUGUCAGUGCAGUAUGUCUUCUGUUAUGUUUCAGUAAGGCCGACAGUGAUUGAAACAGCCGUGUAUGUCAACAGCAUUGGACCAGUGGACCCCAUCAACAUGGAAUACACCAUUGACAUCUUCUUUGCCCAGACAUGGUAUGACAGCCGACUGAAGUUUAAUAGUUCGAUGAAGCUGCUCAUGCUCAACAGUAACAUGGUAGGCAAAAUCUGGAUUCCUGACACAUUCUUCAGGAAUUCUCGCAAAUCAGACGCCCACUGGAUCACCACUCCCAACCGCCUCCUGAGGCUGUGGAGCAAUGGGAGAGUCAUGUACACACUGAGGUUGACUAUUAAUGCGGAGUGUUACCUUAAGCUGCAUAACUUUCCAAUGGAUGAGCACUCGUGUCCACUGGAGUUUUCAAGCUAUGGUUAUCCCAAGAAUGAAAUCCUCUACCGGUGGCAGAGACGGGCAGUGGAGGUGGCAGACCAGCGGUACUGGAGGCUCUACCAGUUUGCCUUUGUAGGAUUGAGGAACACCUCUGAUGUGGCACACACCCAGUCCGGUGAAUAUGUUAUCAUGACAAUCUUUUUUGACCUGAGUCGGAGAAUGGGCUACUUCACCAUCCAGACAUACAUUCCCUGCAGUAUGAUCGUAGUCUUGUCCUGGGUCUCCUUUUGGAUCAACAAGGAUGCCGUCCCAGCCCGCACAUCUCUGGGUAUCACCACAGUGCUCACCAUGACCACUCUAAGCACCAUUUCCAGGAAGUCCCUGCCCAAGGUUUCCUAUGUUACUGCCAUGGACCUGUUUGUCUCUGUCUGCUUUAUCUUCACCUUUGCUGCCCUCAUGGAGUACGGUACUCUGCACUACUUCACUAGCAACAGACAGACCAAAAAUGCUAAAGCCAACAAUACCAUACAGCAGAAAGCAUCCAGCAUGGUGAAUAUCCGACCUGGCACGUCCCUACUGCAAAUGAACACUAUUGUGCCCUAUCACGAGGAUAGUGACUAUGCUUUCGAGUGUUUGGAUGGAAAAGACUGCACCAGCUUCUUCUGCUGCUUUGAUGACUGCCGCUCAGGUGCCUGGCGUGAAAAUAGGAUGCACGUGCGGGUUUCCAAGAUUGAUUCUUACUCACGAAUAUUCUUCCCCACUGCUUUUGGCCUUUUCAAUCUGGUUUAUUGGAUAGGUUAUCUGUAUCUAUAAAACCAGUACCUCAAAAUAGGACGACUGGAGUUUAAUACCUACAAGCAUUUCACAGAAGCAGAGCUGCUCUUGUAGAAAAAAUAACAGCUACUAUCUUUGGCAAAAAAAUCUAGAGACAAAUUAUUAAUGAUAGUGCCUUGUUGUUCCCCGCACUAGUGAUGAGGCAUGGCACAUGACUGAGGUCUGUCAGUCUGGUCCUCAAUCUGUCAGAGCAAGAUAGGUCCAUAACUACUGGCUAAUAUGCUAUGAAAACCAGUAUGGAUAAUUACUAAUGAUUAUGGUGACCCCCUGACCUUUAAUCUAAAUAUUUCUGCACAAUGCAUCUAAAAGAUAACAAUGAAUUUCUGUGAAAUUUGUAGUGGAUAUUAUAAUUAAUUAAUAACAUUGCAGGGGAAUUGAGCCCAUUUUAUGACCCACAAAAUUCCUACAUGUACACAAAAAAUAUCAAAACAGAGUCAAAAAUAUAAAUAAACCUCUGCCGUUUUGGAUUUGCGCAUAGAUGCAACGUAGAAAAGAUUUAGUUAGCUAAAAUUAUGUUGCAAAUGUUGGAAUUUAAAGUAACAUUAUGUAAAAUUUCGUGUGAUUUGGCAACCCUACCGUGUGUAAUUAAAUGCUGUGGUAAAUAAGGACAGCUGUACAUGUGCAAUUGUUGUGAUUAUAUUAUUUAUGAUCAAAAACUAGCAAGUCAACAACUUUGCCAACAGCCAAACAUCAAACAAGUGCGAUAACACAGCAAUAUUACUGACUAGUCCAACAGAAAGAAGGCCAGCUCGGCAUGUCUCCUGCAGCCUUUUAUUUUACAAAGCUCUCGCCAACGUCUGGCAGCCUCUUGCUUGUUCAUUCUCUUUUUCUCUCCCUUGCUUCCACUGACUAGCUAGCUUCUUCCAAAGAGCUUUCAUUGUACAUUAUGUACUUCUUGCUUCUUCUUGUAGCUAGCUUACUGAAGAGUCUGGUGUUUGACAUUGUGAUGUAAAGCAUUAUGUCGUUGCGAAAGUUUCCAGCCCAGGAUUCCAAUGCUACAUAGAGCAAUACCAGAUUCUCCAGGACCAGAGUGACAAUGACAGGGACUUCAUUCACCCCAUUAGUCAGUCAGUGUACCAUGAAGAUAGUUAUUUCAAGAUAAUUCACUACAUCAUGUUGCUUUAAACUUCAUUAGAUUCAAUAAUGAUUCCAAGGACAUCUCGCGGGAUUAAACGGUACAAGAUUUCCCGUCAGGUCAUGACAUUUUCCACACGCUCUUAUGCCACACAUCAAUCAAUGCAGUAAAAACAAAUGUAUAACGUCGACUUGUGGAACUGAUCAACUUCUCCCAGCUGAUGCGACACCAGGCGUACACCGUGGUAGUAAUCAAGUGAACCCACUUUUGUACUGUGAGUCCAGACAGUUGUGACGAGUGGUAACUAACUGGUAUAGUAGCAUUAUAAACAUCUAAAAACUGAGGUGCAGCUUUGCUCUGUUUGGGACUGUGAACUGCACUUUAUCAGAGCUGCUGAAGUUAAGAUGUGUGGAGAUUUGUGGUGAGAUUUCUGCCCACUCACAGUUAGUCUCGUAAUAUUACAACUUUUUUCUGGACAUGUCCGAGAACACAGAGAUGAGGGUGAGAUUCUAAAUGUGCAGAAAGUUUUGAACAUGAGCAAAAAACCUUCUGAAACACGUGCUAUUAAAGUCCAGGAGUUUCUAACUUGAAGUAGAAAGGUGCCACAUGCAUAUUGAAAGAGGUUAAUUCCCCAAACAAAAUACACAGAGGGAAGACUAAAUCAUCUGCAUGUAUGCUGACUCAGCAGGAUGAUAUUACAUGAGAAAAGCUGAUCUACAGGAGAAAUAGAUCUGAAAGCAGCACAGAAUGUCGGAGAGCUGCACUGCAUUGGAUUUUAAAUCGUCACCUGCCACCUGAAUUGUGUUUCCUUUUACAUAAAUAAAAACAUUUCCACCAUAAAACUGGUGUAGAAAACAACUUAAAGUUAAAAUUAAACUAACUGUUUAAUGCUCAAAAUUUUCAUAUAAUUCAGCAUUGAAGAUUUAUUAAAAAUAGGGUUAAAAUCUUGUCUCAUCAUACCCCUAAUACCCAUAGCAGCUCUUACCUCAGAAAUGUUUGCACAUGUAAAACUCCAGUCCACACAGAGGAGAUAUUGCCAUGCAACCUAAAAAAUAGCCCAACUUUUUCUUUACUCUUUGCCACCACUGAUAUUGUUGACGUGCUUUGCACUUCGUAAUACUGCACAGAAGUGUUCCCUCUCCUAAAAGGUAUAUCCCCUGAUUUUCUUAGAGAGGCCAAUAGCUCAUACGAUGUAAUGUUUGAAUUUCAAAGAUCACUUGCAAUGUUAAGCAUCAUCAGUUCUGCAGGAAUUUGGGGUUUUGGGGGCACUACUGGUACCUAUUUUACAAACAGGGAGCAUAUCUUUGUAUAUUUGAACAACUCCAUUGUUCAUAGGGUUCUAUUUUUUUAGGAAUCACCUUGCAGCAUUAUUAUUAGUGAGGUCAAACUAGGUCAGCCUCUGCUCAGAUCGCAUGGAAUGGAUUUGUUACCACUUUCAAACACUGAAUUGUCAUGAACCAUGCUGUUUUUCCAGCAGCCAGAUUUUAUACUGAAGUUACAAAAAGUGAUUUUCAUUGAUUCGCUGUUCAGGCAAAUGCUCAUACACUCCCAAAAGCACUUCAUCUCUAAAUAGUACAUUUCCUUUCUGAACAGGUUUGAAAUAACAAUGUCCUGUACUAUACAGUUCGUAAAAUACUUUCGUUUUAUAUGGUUCUGUUGUAUGUAAAUGACUUACUAUGUGGAAGAAAUGAAUGCAUACUGAAACAUUUCCAGCCACAUAAUCUUAGAAUUACUCUACACAAUAUUUUCAUAGUGUCAGAGUGACAAUUGUCAAGAGCAACUAUUAACUACAAUGCCUGAUGCCAGCUGGGAUUUGCUCUAGCACCCCUGCAACCAUGUAUGCAGGAUGGAGUUAAACUUAGGUGUUUUUCAACCUGGAUCCUAUUGUUUCCCAUGUUUUUGUGCUAUGUAACUCCAUAAUUGGGACAGCAUUUUUUGAAACUGAUCCAGUAUUGAGCGAGCAUGUGGCUUUGAUGAGUGCGAUAUAGUCACUGUAAGUGGUUAAACAAAAAGGAUCUUACACUUUUAAAAAGGUCUAUAUCUGUGUAGGGAUCCUUUCCAUAAUGUUGUCAGACACUUGUAAAACAAUGUGAGCCUGUCAUUGGCAAAAAUAAGAAUUUUAGUAGACAUAUUUUGACGGAGCCCACAAGCAGUGGUGGAAAUUAACUUAGAUGAAAUUAACUUAGAUAAAAUUAACGUAGAUGAAAAAAUCCACCGGCCAAAAUAAUAACUUGCCCUUUUAUGUAAAUUUUUUUGUGCAAGAAAAACAUUGGUCUGUAAUUUAUUAAUGCUAAAUCCUAACAAAAAUCGUAACCAUUCAUGCACAAAAUUUUAUGGGCAAAUGCUUGUAAAAUACUGUUGAGCAAGGCAUCAUCCGUCCUGAACCCGUCGCGCUACUUUUCUUCUUCUUGUUUUAUUUGCAGGUGCUGCUGAAUUCCCUGAACUGUUAACAAACUGUUCUAUAUGCUGCCACCGGCUUUAACUGAGGGGAACGUAGCAAACAGCGGGUAUAAAUAAACGGGAGAUUUACAGGGAAAUAUUUAAAAGGGAGGACACCGGGAGACAACGGUAUAAUCCAGGAGAAGCCUGGGGAAAACGGGAGUGUUAGGUAUGCAACUUACAGUGGUAGCUAGCUAGCUAAAUGCUAAAAACACUCAAGGUCCUCCUAGUACGACUUGACUGCUCCCAAUUCCAAUCCCCUAACACUUACAUAUCUAUGCCAAUCAAACACAACACCAACCAAUUUUAUGGCAAUUUUUGGAUGAUUUACACACUCCGUACUUUAACAAACUCCUCUAAGGGAUUUAG
This is a messenger RNA of Micropterus salmoides (largemouth bass), 5099 nucleotides long. RefSeq names its product gamma-aminobutyric acid type A receptor subunit gamma1 (gene gabrg1). The record is from RefSeq and is a predicted model, not a curated record. The transcript has 7 exons. The coding region runs from base 5 to 1195 and encodes 396 amino acids. Gene Ontology annotation, molecular function: GABA-A receptor activity; transmitter-gated monoatomic ion channel activity involved in regulation of postsynaptic membrane potential; inhibitory extracellular ligand-gated monoatomic ion channel activity. Gene Ontology annotation, biological process: regulation of postsynaptic membrane potential; chloride transport; gamma-aminobutyric acid signaling pathway. Gene Ontology annotation, cellular component: GABA-A receptor complex; postsynapse; neuron projection. NCBI's taxonomy places the organism in Eukaryota, Metazoa, Chordata, Actinopteri, Centrarchiformes, Centrarchidae.